AAGGGUGUUCCACUCACCGACUGGCCCUUCUUGUGCUUUCUUCUGUAGAGGACAGUCCAGUUUAUCUGCCGAGGAUUCCUCUUGGAUAGGAAUGCUGACUCGCAUUUUGCAUUAAGAAAUUGGAAAACCUGAUGUGACAAAUCCAAAGUCAUUAACUACCUAGCUAAACAAACAGGAGAAGCCGAGCUUGAAAACCCUACAAAAUAUUUUUAAGUACUCUUUUCUUUUAUGAAAUUGGGGAUCACCGACACCAGUGAGCUUGGGUCAUAUGAUUGUCAUAUGUUUCGUCUGUUCUCCUGAGGCAAAGUUGCGCUCUUACCAAGGGUGGGGUGUCAAAUUCCGGGAAUUCUGCCCUUUUCCCUCCCGGGAUUCCAAAAGGACCUGGGGCCAUAAAACAAGCAGAUACCCCGAUACCCCUGUUAUUUCCCGUACACUACGUCAUCAGUUACACAAACCGCUCCUCUUUCCCACCUGGCUCGCACUAGAUUAAGGCUCAAUACUGGUUCGCCUAGAAGUUUCUGAUGCCAAGCUCACUCCAUGCAGGGAUCCCGAACCCUUUCAGAAACCAGCAGUCUGGUAGGAAAUUAACCCGUUUAGACAGAAGUAGGUUGGCCUUUCCUUUUCUGAGCUCGAAAAGCCAAAGCGGCCUUUUACCUUUCCGUCGGUCCUGGCGUAGCGCCUCCCGUGUCCGGGGUAUAUCUUGUACCCGCUAAAACUGCACAGCUCGACCCUGUAACGAAAAGUGAAAACCCAUUAAGGGGGCUGUUUACAGCAAAUACAAGUCAUGCCCAGGAGGCCGCAGAGGAGUUCUGCGCGCGGAUGAAAGAGGAUUGGGAUUCAAGCUUACUUCAUGGCGGUAGCUGCUGAGAAGGAGGAAAGAUGGCGAAAAGAAGGAGAGCAUCAUGGGAAGAGACCUAAUAAGGUCGUGAGGAAAUCUCCUCCCCGAAUCCCUUUCGCUGACCCGGGCGCUCGGUGAUGACGUUACACACCGCGGUCAGGGAUCUCGGCGUUCUGGGCUGUGGCGGGCUUGGGAGGAAUUCCGCUAGAUUGCUGGAUGCCCUAAGGAGAGAGGAAGGAAGUGGCCUUGCAGGCCGCUCCUGUGGCCAGUCCGCCUCCUAUGGCCAGGUGUUCUAGAGCCAACAGUUCUACGAGAAGGAAUGUGAACGAAAGAGACUGGUGUCCCGUGUCCUCGCUCCUCUUCCUUUUGUAUAGAUUCACAGAUGAAUACCCCGCAGGCAACCAAUUGAACCGUCUGAGUGCCGUGCAUCCUGGGAGUUGUAGUUUCCGCCUCUCCUGCAGACCACAAGCUCCACAGAGCGGCUGGAGGACGGUUGCCUGGUGUUAUUAGCAAGCGGCAAGUAUGGCUGUAGCACGCGCCGAUGCGACUUUGCCUCCCGGAGAAGGAUCAGUGGUCAAUUGGUCAGGGCAGGGACUACAGAAAUUAGGUUCAAAUUUACCCUGUGAAGCUGAUAUUCACACUUUGAUUCUGGAUAAAAAUCAAAUUAUUAAAUUGGAAAAUCUAGAGAAAUGCAAACGAUUAAUACAGUUGUCAGUGGCUAAUAAUCGGCUUGUUCGGAUGAUGGGUGUGGCCAAACUGACCCAACUUCGUGUAUUAAAUUUGCCUCAUAAUAGUAUUGGCUAUGUGGAAGGACUAAAGGAACUAGUACAUUUGGAAUGGCUGAAUUUAGCAGGAAAUAAUAUCAAGGCCAUGGAACAAAUCAAUAGCUGCACAGCCCUACAACACCUUGAUUUAUCAGACAAUAAUAUACCCCAGAUAGGUGAUCUGUCCAAAUUAAUAUCCUUGAAGACCCUGCUUUUACAUGGAAACAUCAUCACCUCGCUUAGAAUGGUACCUGCUUAUCUACCCAGAAGUCUUGCUAUACUGUCUUUGGCAGAAAAUGAAAUCCGGGACUUAAAUGAGAUCUCUUUUUUGGCAUCCUUAACUGAAUUGAAGCAGUUGUCAAUCAUGAACAAUCCUUGUGUGAUGGCAACACCGUCCAUUCCCGGGUUUGACUAUCGGCCAUACAUUGUCAGCUGGUGCUUGAAUUUGAGAGUCCUAGAUGGAUACGUGAUUUCUCAGAAAGAAAGUUUAAAAGCUGAAUGGCUCUAUAGUCAAGGCAAGGGGAGAGCAUAUCGGCCUGGCCAGCAUAUCCAGCUUGUUCAGUAUCUGGCUACAGUCUGCCCUCUCACUUCUACACUGGGUCUUCAAACUGCAGAGGAUGCCAAACUAGAGAAGAUUCUGAGUAAGCAGAGGUUUCACCAGAGGCAGCUGAUGAACCAAAGCCAAAAUGAAGAGAUAUCUCCUCUUGCUCCUGUUGAAACAAGGGCACCCCUCAUACCUGAGCAUUCAAGCCCAGUUCAAGAUUGCCAGACAGUCCAGGAAAGUGAACCUGUCAUCCAAGUCAAUUCUUGGGUUGGGAUAAACAGUAAUGAUGAUCAAUUAUAUGCUGUUAAGAAUAGCUUUCCAGCCUCUACACAUGCUACAAGAUAUUCUCGAAAUGACCUCCACCUGGAAGACAUACAGACAGAUGAGGACAAGUUAAAUUGUAGUCUUCUCUCUUCAGAAUCUACUUUUAUGCCAGUUGCAUCAGGACUAUCUCCAGUAUCACCUACAGUUGAGCUGAGGCUGCAGGGCAUUAACUUGGGCCUCGAAGAUGAUGGUAUUGCAGAUGAAUCUGUGAAGGGGCUGGAAAACCAGGAUUUGGAUAAAGAAGAGGAAAAGGCUUCAUGGGUUACAAAUGAGAAUUCUGUUCAGAUGCUGAAAAGUAAGAUCAGUUCAGAGAUAAAUGAAAAAGCUGGGCUGUUACCUUGUCCUGAGCCAGCAAUAAUCAGUGCUAUCUUGAAGGAUGAUAACCAUAGUCUUACAUCUGUGUCAGUUGGACACAGUGUCUCCCAUAUAGAAACAGAUAGUGAGGAAAUCAUGUCUGAAACAACUUCAGAGAAAUUUCCCUGCAGGAUUUUAACCCAAAGAUCUGUUGGUUUGGGACAAGAUAAAUUUACACUUCAGAAAUUGAAUGAAGCAGCCACAAAGCUUCAGGCCUAUUGGCGGGGCUUUUAUGCCAGGAACUAUAAUCCUCAAGCAAAAGAGGUGCGUUAUGAAAUCCGACUGCGCAGAAUGCAGGAACACAUUGUCUGCUUAACUGAAGAAGUAAGGAGAUUAAGAAAAGAAAGAGAUGAAGAACGUGUUAAAAAAUUUGUACAAGAAGAGGCUGUCAAAUUCCUUUGGAACCAGGUAAGGUCUCUACAAUCUUGGCAACAGACAGUGGAUCAACAUCUGAUUUCCUGGCAUGCUGAUGUUCCUCCUGUAUCAGGCAUUCUGGUACCAUCUAAACCUCCAUUAUUCACCCAAAGUCUCGAGCCUUUUUCUGAUCAAAAUUCCGAUUGGCUCAUUGCACAUGAUGAAGCUCAUCAAGAGAAAUCUUUACCAGAAUUUCCAGACUCUGGUUUUCAUUCCUCCCUAACAGAACAAGUUCACCAUUUACAGGAUUCUUUGGAUUUUGAAAAAAGUUCCACAGAAGGCAGUGAAAGCUCCACAGUGGGGAAUUCCAUUGAUACAGUCAAAUAUGGCAAAGAACCAGAUUUAGGGGAUGUUAGUGAAGAACAUGGUGACUGGAGCAAGGAAAGCUCAAAUGACGAGCAGGAUAAUAAUCUGCUUGAACAAUAUUUAACUUCAGUUCAACAGCUAGAAGAUGCUGCUGAGAAGACAAAUUUUGAUGAAGGGAUAGGAGAUAGUAAGCUCCACAUAGAUUGUUCCCUAGAAAAGUUAGAUGCUUUGUCUGACAGUGCUUCUGUAGGCGAGACUCAUGGUGUAUCUCCUACUUUGCAAAAUGAAGUCAACCAGAUGCCAGAGAAUUAUAAAUUAAAUGUAGAAGUCCAAGAACAGCAGCCAGAAUGUGAUUCCACAUUUCAAUUAUUGCAUGUUGGCGUUAUUGUGUAGCAUGUCUGGUUUCUUGGGAAACAGAAAUCCAUUUACAUUUUCUUAAUGUUUUCAGUUACCCUUUUUUCUUCUUUUUUUAGAGGAGGGAAACCCCCACACAUUUGUUACUAUUUAUAUAAAAUUUGUAUUUUUGUCUCAUCUUUCAGAUUCUAGGUUCCAAGCUGAGUCUUAAUUUGAUUUUGCUAGCUUUAUACCUGUAAUGUACCAAACAAUAUUUAUAUCAAAAGUUAUGUGCACUUUAUUUCUUAACAAUUGCAUUAACAAUGUUUCUUUCAUGUAAUUGCUUCCUUUCAAAAAUAAACUAGAAGUUUCUAAAGAAAAUUUAAAAUUUUACCUUAAUGAUAUAAACAGAAUUUUGGUUUUGUUCUGGGGAAAUUAAUUAUAUAGUAAGAAAUGUUGUUCAUUAAAAUGUGAAUAGAAAUGAUAACUAUGAGGGUUGUGAACUACUGAAAUUUGCCACAGUUUAGAGUAAGAACAUGUUUUCGAAGACCUUUUAAUUUUGAGUCAAAGAAAGACUUCUUAUAAGCAAAUUUAGAAAGAAAAAGUAAGGUUAUUAAGAUUUUUCUUUUUGUUUUGUUUUAGUUUGAACCCAGGCUCCAAGCAUGCUAAACACGAGCUCUAUCACUGAGCUAUCUCCCUAUCCUCUAGAUUAUAGAAUUCUUAGUGAGAAUGACUAAAUUGUCUCAUGGAAAAUUUUAGUUAAUGUCAUGCAUGAGUUUUAACAUAUGAAGUGAAGUGUUCCAUCCAGGAUUGAAAUCAAACUUACUUAGAGAGGUAACCUAAAAAUGUUUCUUUUUGAUAUGAAGAAAGGAGAUAUUAAGCUCCAUUUAUAUGUAAUAAUGUCACUAUAAACAUUUAUCUUCUCAUCAAGUGCUUUUUUCUACCCCACUGAUUAAGAAUUGAUGUGCUAUUACAUUACCAGAAAUUAAUGUAUGUUCAUCUCUGUUCCUGCUUAUACUUCCUUAUGUAUUUCAGCAGAAGGUCCAAGUCCAUCUACUUCACUUUUGACCUCUGCCCUAUAGUAAAGAGUAUUUAAAAUAAUAUUAGUGGUAGAAUAUGAAUGACAUUUUUAAAGAACUAUUUUCUGUCUACUCUUUGAAAAGUGCCACAUUUGAAAGAUAAUGGUGGUUAAGAAAAAAUAAACCUCACCUCACUUUACUUGUUUAAAAUAAUAUAUAUAUGUAACUUCAGGAAGACUUAAGAUUGUUUUUGAAUGUUAUAGGUAGGUACAUCUGUAAAUCAAGGGUAAUUUUUUGGAAGCUUGGUAUUUUACUCUUUUAGCAUGUUCUGAUAUCAUUGGAUAACACAUAUCUAAUUUCCCCCAAACUAUGGACAUGUACCUAUUUAAAACUAUGAUAAUACUUGAGUGUUCACUAAGUUUAGGUGCUAAAUAUAUAUUCAUUAUUCUCUUUAGAGUCUAGAUCCUCUUCUUUGAAACUGUGUGUUCUGAUCCUUCAAGAAUUAAAGUUGAAGAUCACAUGGUACACUUUGUUGAUAGUUAGAAACAUUUGUCUAGUAUAGUCAGAUGUAUUUUUCUCAGUUUAUAAAUGAACUCAGGUUGAGAAGACUUGGAUUUCAUUUUCAGAAAUCUAGAAUCCCUUGAAAAGGAAAUGUUUUCUGUUUCUUAUAAGAAAACAGCAGUCCUAUCUUCAAAAGGAUUUUCCCUAGUGAAGCAUGUGUAACAUUGAAUUGCAUGUUAAAUAAAAAUUGAAUUUUUACUUUUUGAAUAAUGCUAAUUAUCUUUUACGAAUGAAUUUUAAUUUCUUCUUAAAUAUAUUUUUAUAUUUCUAAAGUGCCUCGUUUGCUUCAAAUAGACUAAAAAAAACAAUUUGCACUGCACUUGUACCACAAUACUACUUCAUGGUUAAUUUUUCAGAAAGCUGAAAUGUCAUGGUUCAGUAUUACUUAAGUAGGUUUCUGCUAACAUCUUCUUCCUCUUCUCUUUUUUUAAGUAAUGGCAGAUAUAACUAAAUUUAUUUUAUCAUCAGCAUGUCAAUGGGAUUUCCUUUUUUGCCUUUGGUUUGUUUUUCUAGCCCACAAAUAGUAUUCAACAUUCAUAUAAUACAUUUGGAAAAUUAUGAUGAUUUUUAAUAUUAUUCUCUUUAUAUUUUAUUUUGCUAGUAUAUAGAAGUACAGAAAUCAUCAAAUAGCCCACUCUCUUAACUAGAGAGUAUCUUGAAUGUAGAUAGAAUGAAAAUAAUGUAAAUUAGAAUGAAGGAACACAGGCAUAGACUUAAUAUAUUUUGAUUGGUUUAAAAUGUACUUUGAAGUCGGGCUCGGUGGCACACUCCUGUAAUCCCAGCAGCUCGGGUGGCCAAGGCAGGAGGAUCGAGAGUUCAAAACCAGCUUCAGCAAAAGUGAGGUGCUAAGCAACUCUAAACAAAAUACAAAUAGGACUAGGGAUGUGGCUCAGUGGUUGAGUGCCCCUGAGUUCAAUCUCCAGUACCAAAAAAAAAAAAAAAAAAAAAAGUGUAAUUUAUAUAACUAAGAUAUUUGGUUUUAACUCUGAUCUGUUCAUUAUCUUGACUAAAGAGGGACUAGGUCUGGAAAAAUUUGUGAAGUUGAGCUUUCAACCCCAUCUUUUGUCACUUUUCUAAACCAGAGAGGUUUUUUAUUCAGUUGUACUAUUUUAAUUCACAUCAGUUCUCUUGAUUUUUGGAAUAUUGUUAUUAGUAUGUAUUUAUUUAAUAUGAAAGAUUUUUCUCAUGAAAGGCUGAAUUUGCUCAUGUUUUCAGUUUUACAGAACAACAGUUUUACAGUUUUAACUCUCAUAGUGGUUCAGAAAGCUUUAAUAAUGCUGAGGUUGUAGCUCAGUGGUAGAGCGCUUGCCCAGCACACGUGAGGCGCUGGGUUCGAUCCUCAGCACCACAUAAAAAUAGAUAAAUAAAUAAAGAUAUUAUGUCCAUCUACAACUAAAAAUAUUUUUUAAAAAAGAAAUCUUUAAUCAUGACAGUUGAUGAUGUUCAUUUGGUUUGGUUUUAUAAGUUUAAUUAUAGAAGAUAUUAUAAUACGCAUGUUUUAGGAAGGUGUUAUUUGACCACACAAUUGUCUGUAUAUAUGUAAAUAACUUUAUUUUUUAAUAAUGUGCCAUUCUUGAGUUGUUUUUCUUUUAUUUGUUUUGGAUUGUUUUAAAUAUAUAAAUAUCAUAAUAAUGUAUUUUUCUGUUAUCUACUUAAAAGAGAUCUAGUUCUUUUUUGGGGGGCGGAGUACUGGGGAUUGUGAACCCAUGAGUGCUUUACCAUUAAGCUACAUCCCUAGCCCUUUUCAUAUUUUAUUUUGAGACAGGAUCUUGCUAAGUUGCCUAGGCUGACCUUGAACUUGUGAUCCUCCUGCCUCAACCUUCUUAGUCACUGAAAUUGCAGGCAUGCACUACUGUGCCAGCCACGUUCUAAUUUCUGUAAAUAUUUUCAGAAGAUACAGGCUUUAAAUGUUAUGCUCUUUCCUGUGGUAUGUUUCUUUGUGCAAAGUCUCAAAAUUGAAUUUAUGACAAGAAUAAUAUAAAUGAGUCUGAUCAAUUUCUCAUUCAUAAAAAAGAAUUCAUUGUUUAAUGUGUAUUUUUAUUUUGCCACAUCCUUAUUAAAAGAUAUUUAUUAUACUGUAAUGUUUUAAAUUUUAAAUAUGU
Messenger RNA from Sciurus carolinensis (gray squirrel), 7559 nucleotides. It is a transcript of the gene Cep97, whose product is annotated as centrosomal protein 97. NCBI's taxonomy places the organism in Eukaryota, Metazoa, Chordata, Mammalia, Rodentia, Sciuridae. The record is from RefSeq and is a predicted model, not a curated record. Gene Ontology annotation, molecular function: protein binding. The coding region runs from base 1361 to 3937 and encodes 858 amino acids. The transcript is spliced from 12 exons.